AUGGCAGAGGGGUCGGGCUUCUACGCACGACUUGUGGAUGAGCAGGGCAGCUACAUCGAGACGGUGGAGAGCGGGGGGAAGGUGUACGCGAUCGGGCGGCCAGGCCAGGCUUUCACGCUGGAGUGCGGCCUGCUGGACGGCACGAAGGGGGGGCCGUGGCAGGUGGGCGCAAGUGUUGCGGGAAAGGAUGCGAACGUCCACUCGACCUUGAGCAACACCAGUCGCACGUGGACUUGCAAGGGCUUCCUGUCGAACGCGACAGCACCAGAUGCUGCCGGCAACCGUCAGUUCACCUACGAAAGCUUCGAGUUCGCUGCUGCCGUGGACGGGCAGGACGCGAACGCCGGCCACGACGGUCAGGCCGGACCGACCGACCGCGGGGGGCUGGUGGAGGUCCGCUUUUCCAAAGCAGAGACUUGGGCAUGCCCGCUCAGGAAAGGAAAGCACUGCCCCAGCUGCUCCAGGACGGCGGAGUAUUCGAAGGCGGGCCUAGCAGCGCGGAAGGGCAGCGGCGGCCCGGAGAAGAAGUUCUUCCAGAAGCCCUCCCUGGGCGUCAAGGGGGGUGUCAGCAAACAGGUCCCGAACGCGAUGGUCACGACGCAUUCCAGGAGCGUUGGCGAGCCGGUGGUGCUGCGGAUCCAGUGCGAGACGCGGUCGUGUCUGGAGCUGCGGGGCAUCCUCGAGCGGCCCCCCGCGCCGCCCCGCGCCACCGCCCGCAACAACGGCAGGGGCGCGGGCGAGGACAUGAAGCCAGUUAUCUACAUCCUGGAUUGA
This is a messenger RNA of Pedinophyceae sp. YPF-701, 774 nucleotides long. The record is from the annotation of a GenBank genome assembly. NCBI's taxonomy places the organism in Eukaryota, Viridiplantae, Chlorophyta, Pedinophyceae.